AUGCCGAAGCGGACGACGCACACGUACUCGAGCGAGGACGCACUGCCGGAGGGCCCCGAGUCCGACCUCUUCGUCUACUACUGCAAGCACUGCGCCUCACACGUCCUCAUCACCGAUACCCAAUUGCAGAAAAUGCCCAAGCGAAAGACUGACAGAGCACAUGUUUUAGACAAGGCUAAGCAUCUUUCAAGGCUAAAUGUGAAGGAGUCAGGAAAAGUAAUGUUGAAACGUGGUGAAGGAAAGCUUGAAAAGCAGUUCCGCAUGAGCUGUGUGGGAUGUGACCUUUUUGUCUGUUACCGAUCAGAAGAGGAUCUGGAGGUUGCCCCUUUCAUAUAUGUUGUUGAUGGAGCACUGAGUUCAGUUGCAGCUGAGACAAAUCCACAUGAUGCUCCUGUACCUCCUUGCAUCACACAACUGGAAGGUGGACUUGUCCAAGUAGCCAUUGAAGUGGAAGACCGGGCACAACGUUCAGCAAUAACAAGAGUGAACGCUGAUGACGUUCGAGUAACAGUAGCUGCCCCUGCUGCUCGAGGGGAAGCUAACAGUGAGUUGCUAGAAUUUAUGGGCAAGGUUCUUGGCCUAAGAUUGACUCAGAUGACCCUUCAAAGAGGAUGGAAUAACAAAUCGAAGCUUCUGAUUGUUGAGGAUUUGUUGGCACGCCAAGUGUAUGAGAAGCUCCUAGAAGCUGUACAACCUUAG
Molecule: messenger RNA, 699 nt
Organism: Miscanthus lutarioriparius
Lineage: Eukaryota; Viridiplantae; Streptophyta; Magnoliopsida; Poales; Poaceae
Source: the annotation of a GenBank genome assembly